Cladophialophora immunda is the source of this 1791-nucleotide messenger RNA. RefSeq lists its product as uncharacterized. Gene Ontology annotation, molecular function: NADP binding; flavin adenine dinucleotide binding; N,N-dimethylaniline monooxygenase activity. Bases 1 to 1791 code for a protein of 596 amino acids. The record is from RefSeq and is a predicted model, not a curated record. The transcript has 3 exons. Lineage: Eukaryota; Fungi; Ascomycota; Eurotiomycetes; Chaetothyriales; Herpotrichiellaceae.
AUGGGAUCUAUUGGCGAAACCACCACGAGCCCCCCGCCGGUCCCCGUCACGGGGAAGCAAGAUGAAAGCCACGACGAUACCGCCUCGUGGACCGCGGAAGUUGCGAAUGGGCACUCUCAUGGUCGCGAAUCAAUCACGAUCCCGAUGCAUAAUGUGCCGGCCUUCACGCCCAGCAAGAAACUUCGCGUCGUGACCAUUGGUGCGGGCUACUCGGGCAUGAUCUUUGCGCACAAGCUACAGUAUACCUACGCCAAAGAGUUUGCCACGCUCGUUGAGCACACCAUCUUCGAGAGCAAGUCCAACGCCGGCGGCACCUGGAUCGCAAACAGCUACCCGGGCGUGCAGUGUGACGUGCCGAGCCAUAUCUACGUCUUCCCCUUCGCCCCGAAUCCCGAGUGGUCGCAUUUCUACUCGACGGGCCCCGAGAUCAAGGAGUACUUCCAGAAGACCGUCGAGGAGUGGAAGCUAGACCGGGACGUCCAGUUCAACACCACCGUCGAGCACGCCGAAUGGAACGAGGACAAGGCGCAAUGGAAGCUCGAGGUGAGGCACAAGGACACGGGUCACCGGACCGAAUGGGCCGACGUAUUGAUCUCCGCCAGAGGUAUUCUCAGUCAUUGGAAGUGGCCGAACAUCGCAGGGCUGCACACCUUCAAGGGCCUCAAGGUCCAUAGCGCCGGCUGGAACCAUGAAUAUGAUUACCGCAACAAAAGAAUUGGCCUGAUCGGCAACGGAAGCAGUGCCAUCCAGAUUCUGCCCGAAAUGGCCAAGCUGGAGGGCACCAAAGUGACGUGCUUCCAGCGAUCUCCCACCUGGGUGGUCUCUCGACACACUCCCGCGAAGCUCGUCGGCAGCGACGACCCCAGCUACAACCCGGUCUACCGCGAGGUGGACAAGGAGCGGUUCCGCGACCCGGACGAGCUCAAGAAAUACCGCAAGCUCAUCAUCGGGAACGUCAACCGCGGGUUCCGCAUCUUCGGGAAGGGCUCGAAGCAGCAGGAGGAGAUCAAGGCCUUUGCCACCAAGCAGAUGGCCGACAAGCUCAACAACGACCCUCGGCUGUGCAAGAUGCUCAUCCCGGACUUUGAGGUCGGGUGCCGCAGGAUCACCCCGGGCGCCGGCUAUCUCGAGUCCUUCACGAGGGACAACGUAUACCUGACACAGAGCCACAUCGACUACAUCGAUGAAGGCGGGAUCAAGACCAAGGACGGCCAAUACUACGAGCUGGACGUGGUCAUCUGCGCGACGGGUUUCGACGUGUCCAACCGCCCGCCGUUCCCCAUCGUUGGGCGCAACGGAAUCGAGCUGGGAGAGAAGUGGAAAGACGAGCCUGAAUCAUAUCUGUCGAUGGCCUGUCCCGAAAUGCCCAACUAUUUCAUGUUCAUGGGCCCCAACGCCACGAUCGGCCACGGGUCGCUCAUCUACAGCCUGGACUGGACGGCCGAGUGGAUGAUCCAGUGGCUGCGCAAGAUGGCCCGGGAGGACAUUGGGUCGAUCGCGCCCCAGCAGCAGGUCGUGGACGAGCUGGUCCGCUACGGGGACGAGAUCAUGAAGACGCUGACCUGGACGGGGAACUGUCGCUCGUGGUACAAGAACAACCGGAUCGACGGGCGCGUGACGGCCACGUUCGCCGGCAGCGCGAUGCUCUUCCACGACAUGGUCGAGCGCAUCCGGCCCGAGGACUUCGACAUCCGCUACCGCGCGCCCAACAGGUUCCGCUUCAUGGGCAACGGCUUCACCCGCUACGAGCUCGAGGACGGCGCCGAUCUGUCCUGGUACGUGGAGAAGUAG